GCCAUGUACCUUCUAAUAAGAUUUUGUUCGAUGAAGAUACAAUCUCAUGCAUCUCAUCUGAAGAUGAGACCAAUGGAUUCUAUCUUUCUAAUCUUUUCGGGUACAAAUGCAUUAAUGUUCGAAGAUAUUACGAAGGGAUCUUCGAAAUAUUCGAACCUAAGAAAUUAGAGAGAAAAAUAGAAGAUCAAUGGGAAAUCACUGAAACAGAAUCAUCACAAUUUGGAGAAUCUUCAGAGAUUGGUUCUAUCAAAGAGUACCGGAUGAAGUUAAAGCUUGGAGUUGGCAACAAUGAGUCCAGGAAUGACUCCGCUCCUGUUCAUUUAAACUUAAAUAAGAUUAAUACUCAUGAUGAGGGAAGACUACCUAUAAAGGCUGUUGUAAAGUCAUUCUCAAAAUCUCCAUCCUCAUUUAUUCUCAAAGAUAACCUGAUGAAUGUGAAUAUAUCGAAAAUGGUUGAAUCAAACAGUGAUGGAUCUUCAAUUGUACUUCCAAGAGACCGAUGGAUGAACAAGUAUACAAAGAGGAAUAAGUUACACACUUUCUAUUCUUCGAUGCCUAGGCACAAGACGAUCGAGUCUGUGUCAGCUUCGUCCAUUUCCUCAAGCCUAUCACAAAACGGCUCGCUAAUUAUUGAAAAAUAGACCAGCUUGGAAGAUGAUAGAUGUUCUUAAGAACUCCCCAAUCCUAAAAAACACUCUUCUCGGAAGAAUGUUGAACCUGAAGAAACGGGAGAAAGUAAAAUUCUUCCGUCAGAAAUCCUUACUGAGAAAAAUAGCGACUGAAUCUAAAUUUACUAAGACAGCCAAAAACUUAAUCUAUGAUGCUGAGAAAUAGUGAUGAGAGUGAUAGCUGGGUUAAUAAUAAUCAGUACGAAGAAAAGAUAGUCGAAGAGACAGAGUACUCCUGUAUUUCUCCAAUGGUUAGACGAGAUUUCGACCUGGAGUCCGAGCCACUUGAAGAAAGCAAGGCUAAUCAGGACAUCAUUGAAUCCCCUUGCCAUUUAUUCACAAAUGGAGUGAUUCAAGAGAUGGAGGAGGAAACUGAAGGAAAAUAAUGAUGCUUUAGAAGUAAAUAUCAGCAAAAUCCGAACGAUGGAGAGGUAUAAUACUCCAAAUAUUAACAGAACCAAACUUGUCAACGAUCAGAAUGUGUUUAAAAAGUCCUCUACUAAUAUGAAGAUGGCAGAUAAGAAGAAAUUCCUACCUUAUAAGAAGCCAAAGAGGAAAAUCAAUAUGAAGAAGCUUAGGAAAUUAGUAAAGAAAAGUCGAGUCUUAAUGAACACUGAAGAUAUUAGGCUUGGACAGCAUCAGAAGUUAGAAAAGACACAGAAAGAGUAUGCAAAACUACUCCUAUUUAUUAUUGGGCAAGGAGAAGCAAGCAGACUGAUAGACUUCCUAGAGGGUGCAGCCCUCAUACAAAGCUCAGCCAUCAACCAACCAGAUGAAGAUGGGAAUACUCCCUUUAGCGUAGCAUGUCAGAAUGGAGACUCUGAGAUUGUUGAAAUCUUAAUAAAAGCUGGAGCUGAACUAAACACACAGAAUAAUAAAGGAAAUACCCCUCUACAUUAUGCCUGCACGUACAAUUUCAUUCGAGUCAGAAAUCUGCUGAUUAAGAAUGGAGCAAAUGAGACUAUUAAGAAUCACGGAGGCAGGAUCCCCUGGGAGGGAAUUUAA
Messenger RNA from Moneuplotes crassus, 1673 nucleotides. The record is from the annotation of a GenBank genome assembly. Lineage: Eukaryota; Ciliophora; Spirotrichea; Euplotida; Euplotidae.